GAUUCGGCGGCAUAAAAAGGCUUUGCCACCGGCUGGGAAUGCAUCAGUGAUCAGUUAGCCGAGUUAAGAGCGAGUCAGUCGAGCCCCAACUAGCAGCAAUAUGAAAACCGUGAUCUUCGUGCUGGCCGCCAUUGUGGCCGUCAAUGCCCAGAAUACGUGUUCCAGAACGCCCGUGUACACCGAGAAGAUCGAUCCUGUCGUCUGCCCGAAAGCCGGUAUAAAGCUGCCCAACUACGCGAAUGCUUCUACCUUCUACCAAUGUGGCAGCGUGGGAACAAAUGGCACGCUGACCAGCUGCGCCACCGAAAACUACUUCAGCUACGUGAUGCAGACCUGCGGACCCUGCGAUUCGUAUUUGCCCUCCACUAUUUGCUCUGCUCUGCCUUUCAAUGCCACAUGCGUGCCCAUUGAGUCCGCCACAACAGCAGCACCAGCCACCACUGCCUCCACCGCUACCACCGCUACCACCGCCACUGGCUCCACCGCUACCACCACCACUGUCGCACCGUCAGUCAGCACCGCCAGCACUGCCGCACCAACCAGCAACGACACCACGGCUGCCCCAACAACCGAGGCACCUAGCACCACCUCAGCCGUUCCCGAGUCACCCACCGAAGCAUCAGACUCGACCACGGCCGGUGGCAGUGCCGAUGAGGCACCUUCGGGCACCACCAUCUUCAUUCCCCAGCCUCCCUCCCCCGGUGAGAGCGAUGUCCCUACUCCGGUUACGCCCGUGCCCACUGCCCCGAACAUUGAAGUCACUCCCCCAACCGUCCAGAGUGCCCCUGCUUAAUAGAAUUAAAACCACAAUCGUUCAGUACUUCCGCCUUUCCGCAUUUUGGCAUGUAUGUACAUAUGUACCGAUAUUCCCUGAAUAAAGUGUUCGCAGAACAAUGAGCCAAACACAA
This is a messenger RNA of Drosophila miranda, 908 nucleotides long. RefSeq names its product peritrophin-55. The transcript is spliced from 2 exons. NCBI's taxonomy places the organism in Eukaryota, Metazoa, Arthropoda, Insecta, Diptera, Drosophilidae. Gene Ontology annotation, molecular function: chitin binding. Bases 101 to 793 code for a protein of 230 amino acids. The record is from RefSeq and is a predicted model, not a curated record.